Molecule: messenger RNA, 1293 nt
Organism: Auanema sp. JU1783
Lineage: Eukaryota; Metazoa; Nematoda; Chromadorea; Rhabditida; Rhabditidae
Source: the annotation of a GenBank genome assembly
AUGAGUGGAGGAAUAUACGGAGGAGAUGAAGUCAGUGGUUUGGUGUUCGAUGCUGGCUCUCACUCAUUUCGAGUUGGAUUUGCAGGAGAAGAAUACCCAAAGGGUGACAUUCCUUCUUACGUAGGAGUUCAAGAAAUCAUUCCUGAUGGAGACGUUGAAAUGAAAGAGGAUGCUGAAGACACUAAAAAUGUUAACAAAAAAAACUUUUACAUAGGUACAACCAAACUUAUUGUUCCUCGUCCUAACACUACCAUUGACAGUUUCAUGAAAGAUGGAAUGAUUGAGAAUUGGGAAAUGUUCGAACAACUACUUGAUUACUCCUAUGCGAAUGUAUUACAUACUGAAGCCGUUUAUCACCCUGUUCUUUUCACAGAAAGCGCGUGGAACGAAAAACCAAAAAGAGAACAACUUACUGAACUAAUGUUUGAAAAAUACAACGUUCCUGCAUUUUUCUUGGCAAAAAAUGCCGUUUUAACUGUGUUUGCCAACGGUCGUACUGGAGGAUUGGUAGUAGAUAGUGGUGCGACUCAGACUUCAGCUGUUCCUGUAUAUGAUGGAUACGCUAUAACGAACGCUGUCGUUCGUUCACCAAUCGGAGGAGAUGUGAUCUGCGAACAGGUGCAGCAUCAGCUUGACGAUUAUAAAAUAGAUCUCAUCCCACAAUAUAAAGUUGGAAGCAAGGAAGAUGUCUCUGAAAACGAAGUUCCUAAAUGGCAGUUAAAGAAAAAUUUGCCUGAAGUUACUGAGAAUUACGACGCUUUCAUGAAAAAACAAGUUCUGGAAGACAUUGCCGCUACUGCUCUUCAGUUAAGUGAUACUCCCAUCGAUUUGGAAUAUGCGGAAAAACUGCCAUCCGUUCGUUAUACCUUCCCAAAUGGUUACAAUAAGGAUUUCAUGGCUGAUAGAGUGAAGGUGCCUGAAGGAUUAUUCGACAAGAAUUAUUUGAGAACCAAGAAUAAGGAAGUUCUAAUGAAUGUAACACAAAUCGCUAGUGCUGCCGCUGGAAUGUGUGACAUCGAUAUAAGACCCAUUCUAUACAGUGGUCUUAUGGUCACAGGAGGAAAUUCUUUGAUUCUCGGUUUCACUGAAAGACUCAAUCAUGACUUGGCUCACAAGUGUCCACCCACCAUCAAGCUAAGAGUUUCCGCCGCUCCUACUCCUGUUGAACGCAGGUUUGGUGCCUGGAUAGGAGGAUCCAUUCUUGGCUCUCUAGGUUCGUUCCAACAAAUGUGGAUUGGCAAAGCUGAAUAUGAAGAUACUGGAAAAAGCAUUGUGGAAAAGAAAUGUCCAUAA